UCCAUCUGUACAGUCUGUGAACGCACCAUAGUCGGCCACUGUAAUGUCAUGCGCACUCCCGUUGUUUUUGGAUUUGUUGUUAUGACUGGUUGAGGCCUCGGACUAAAUUAAAAGAGGAACCCUGUCGCUGUACCCGGGCACCCGCGAUGGAGGGCAUGGACAUAGAUUUAGACCCGGAGCUCAUGCAGAAAUUUAGCUGCAUGGGCACCACUGACAAAGAUAUCUUAAUCACCGAAUUCCAAAGACUGCUGGGCUUUCAACUUAACCCUGCUGGCUGCGCCUUCUUCUUGGAUAUGACUAACUGGAAUCUUCAAGCAGCCAUUGGAGCCUACUAUGACUUCGAGAGUCCCAACAUCACCGCACCAUCCAUGUCCUUCGUGGAGGACGUCACUAUUGGGGAGGGCGAGUCAGUGCCACCAGACACACCUUUCACGAAAACCUGGAGAAUACAAAACACAGGCACAGAGACAUGGCCACCCGGGGUUUGUCUAAAGUACGUCGGAGGAGAUCAGUUUGGUCACGUGAACAUCGUCAUGGUGCGUUCGCUGGAUCCGCAGGAGAUCUCUGACGUGAGUGUACAGAUGCGCAGCCCGGUGACCCCAGGCAUGUACCAGGGCCAGUGGAGGAUGUGCACCGCCACGGGACUAUUCUACGGAGACGUCAUCUGGGUGAUCCUGAGCGUUGAGGUGGGGGGCCUCCUGGGCGUGACCCAGCAGUUGUCAUCUUUCCAGCCUGAAUUCAACACGCAGCCCCACCGCCACCUGGAGGGAGACUUCAACCCCUUCGCCUCGCCUCAGAAGAACAAGGACGGCGGGGGAGGGGGAGAAGGGGGAGGCGGAGGAGACAUCGCCGAGCAGCAGCAUCAACAGCACCACCACCACCACCAACACCAACACCAACACAGCGACGGCGGCCUAAAGGGGCCUGGCGCAGGCUGGGAGAGCGGCCCUGAGCACAUUCAGCCUGAGCAAAACGGACUGUCACACAGCUCUGUGUCUCUAGCCACAAACAACCUGCAAAACAACCUGUCGGUAGUGACCUACAGCCAGGAUAGUCAUGGACCCUACCCCUUUGGACAGUCUUAAAUGUGGAUGUGGUCAUGGCCAAGAUGCAGUGGAACAGUGGCCUUGAUCUUACACUAUCCAACAGGGGAGGGGCAUCUAACAGAGAGGGGUGUGUGGGGGGGGUUAGAGGUGGAGGGUUGGAGGAGUGAGUAUCCCAGAGUUCCUACUGACACUUUUACAAACGUGCUCCUCCUCCCGGCCACCAAGCAACAUGAAAAUUAUGAAGACAAGGCUGUACUGUCCCCACCAUACAAUUCAGCCAACAUUCAACACCCAGAGUAUGCAUGUGUGAAUGCUAAUUUAAAGACGAGUGCUUUGGAUCUUUUUAAAAAACGUGAGAGGAAAAAAAAACUUUUUUUUUUUUUCGUUAUUUGUUUUUGGUCUUUAUUUUUUUUAGAUGUCAACACAGAGUUCAGUCGAGUCCAUAGUAUCGAAAGUGGGACAGUGUGUAUGUUUGUGUAUGUGUGCGUACAGCUGUGUGCAUAUGUGUGCAAAUGUGUAUUGUGUGCACGCCUCCACGUGUGUGUGUGUGUGUGUGUGUGUGUGUGUGUGUGUGUGUGUGCGUGUGUGUGCGUGCGCGUGCGUGUGCGUGUGUGUGUGUGCAACCUGAAAGAGAUGCUAGGGAGGAAAAAGCCAUUGAGGUAAAAAUUGCUUAUCGAGUGACUAGGCCUAAUUCUCAAGCUGACAUAUAACUAAUAGAACUCCUUUUAUUUUGUACAUUUCUAUUGCAAUGGAGAGUAUUCAAUAUUUCAGAGAUGGCAGAUCACAACUCAAAGACAUUCUGAAAUCAUAUAUCCACCCUUUGCCAUCCUGUCACAAGCUUUGAAUCUAACUUGCUAGUUGUGUGUGUGUGUGUGUGUGUGAGAGAGAGAGAGAGAGAGAGUAUGAGGGGGUGAGGGGGAGAGAGAGAGAGAGAGAGAGAGAGAGAGAGAGUUGUUGACAUUCUGUGUUUUUUCAGUAGAGGGAGGCAUUUGGCAAAAGGAUAAACUUGACACCUGUCGGGUGUUGGCCCCAGGGGCAAUUUGGCAACCUUGCAGUGCUUCUUCCUACGCUUGCCGUGUGCCAGUGGUGGGAGGAUGUUUAGGGCGGGGCCUCUCUUGGCACUACACUGGCUUAAUCCAUUACAGUUCCACGUGUCCCAGAAUAUGGCAUUUGUCAACAACUUUUAGCUUAUUGCAUCAAGUUGAAUGUAUCUGUUGUGAAUGUAAGGUGUUUGAAAUUUUCACUGUCUGAUUCGUUUAUGGAAAGCUCAAAGGCUGAAGUCCAAAAUGCUCAGAUGUUCUUGGACGGCAUUUAACUUGGAUGUGCUCCUGAUAUCUAUAAUUGCAAUCUCGUACAAAAAAAAAAAUUAUGUUCAUGAUUUCUGGAAAUUCUGCUGUUGUGUAAGUAUCACUAACUAAGUUUGCAAAUCGAGAUGCUGCAGGGUAACAGAAAAUCUAUUGAUUAUUAAUUACAAUGUUUCAUACAAAGAUUUGGCUGUAGAUCCCAAUCAUUGAUUCAGAAUGUAAUCGUACAAGCCUAGUGUCUCAUCUCUAUGCACUGACCUAUCAAGCCCUGGGCCUCAACAGUACACAUAAUGGCUGUUCAUUAGGGAGUAUAUGCUGGUUUUUUUGUUGUUUUUUUAAAUAUAUAUAUAAAUAUAUAUUUUAUUUUUUAAAGGCCCUCAGUGUGUAUUUAGCAAUGUGUAAUUUGUCAUUUUAAAUGCGUUAGAAAUGCUUUGGUCACACUCAGUGGUGCAAGGCUUUUUCAUAAGCAAAAGAUUUCUUAGAUUCCUGAAAUGAACCCAAGCCAACACCUUCAGGGCACAGGCAAGGCAUGUCAGUUUUUUCCGUUCUUGUGUUAUUGUAUUUUAACCACUUUUUUUUUUUUUUUGGCACGCAUUUGCUUCCUUAACGUUCUCUUUCUGCAUUAUCUCACUCUUUUUUUUGUUAUUCUAAUUCGUUCUCCAUCAUAGCCAGUCUGCUUGUUUGCUCGUCCUUUUUUUUGGGAGUGUUCAGCUUCGAAACUCCCCACCUGACGAUGGGUUUUGGGUUUCCUUCAGUCGGUUAAGCAAUGAGUUUGCACAGGGUUGGAGUGUUGAAUGGAUGAUGAGUUGGAUGAGUAGGGUUUGAAUGGGUCCGCAUUGGAGUUCCACCACCACGGCAAAUCAGCAAGAAAUAAAGAAUCUGAACAAAUGAUCAAA
Sardina pilchardus (European sardine) is the source of this 3246-nucleotide messenger RNA. It is a transcript of the gene ilrun, whose product is annotated as inflammation and lipid regulator with UBA-like and NBR1-like domains. The record is from RefSeq and is a predicted model, not a curated record. The transcript is spliced from 5 exons. The coding region runs from base 147 to 1085 and encodes 312 amino acids. NCBI's taxonomy places the organism in Eukaryota, Metazoa, Chordata, Actinopteri, Clupeiformes, Clupeidae. Gene Ontology annotation, molecular function: protein binding.